Mus pahari (shrew mouse) is the source of this 4416-nucleotide messenger RNA. RefSeq names its product uridine-cytidine kinase 2 (gene Uck2). Bases 305 to 1090 code for a protein of 261 amino acids. The record is from RefSeq and is a predicted model, not a curated record. Gene Ontology annotation, molecular function: kinase activity; ATP binding. Gene Ontology annotation, cellular component: cytoplasm; cytosol. The transcript has 7 exons. NCBI's taxonomy places the organism in Eukaryota, Metazoa, Chordata, Mammalia, Rodentia, Muridae.
GAGGCUGGGGCCAGACUCCUGGCGAAUAGCAGCGCGCAGCCCGCCCGGAUUGGAGCAGCCACAUCACGCUGACCUCUGCCUGGGAUGUAAACCCCACGGGCCGCCACGGGCACAGGAGAGCUCUAGGCACCUCCGGGAAAGCCACCUCGGCCUCCCCCGCGCCCGGGCUCCAGCCGCGGCCGGCCCAGCCUCGACCUCAGCAGCGAUCAGCUGCGUCUGUCUGCGAGGAGCCGAGCGAGCCCGGUCGCGGGCGGGGAGCGUGCGUCGGUUCGCACAGGCUGCGAGAGGAGGGGCGGCGCGAGUCAUGGCCGGGGACAGCGAGCAGACCCUGCAGAACCACCAGCAGCCCAACGGCGGCGAGCCCUUCCUGAUCGGCGUGAGCGGGGGCACGGCCAGCGGGAAGUCUUCCGUUUGUGCUAAGAUCGUCCAGCUUCUGGGGCAGAAUGAGGUGGAUUACCACCAGAAGCAGGUGGUGAUCCUGAGCCAGGAUAGCUUCUACCGAGUCCUCACCUCAGAGCAGAAGGCCAAAGCCCUCAAGGGACAAUUCAACUUCGAUCACCCGGAUGCCUUUGACAACGAACUCAUCUUCAAAACACUCAAAGAAAUCACUGAAGGAAAAACGGUCCAGAUCCCCGUGUAUGACUUUGUCUCCCACUCGCGGAAAGAGGAGACGGUCACCAUCUACCCCGCAGACGUGGUGCUCUUCGAAGGGAUCCUAGCCUUCUAUUCCCAGGAGGUCCGAGACCUGUUCCAGAUGAAGCUUUUCGUGGACACAGAUGCGGAUACCCGUCUGUCUCGCAGAGUAUUGAGGGACAUCAGCGAAAGAGGGAGGGACCUUGAGCAGAUUUUAUCACAGUACAUUACGUUUGUGAAGCCUGCCUUUGAGGAAUUCUGCUUGCCAACAAAGAAAUACGCUGAUGUGAUCAUUCCUAGAGGUGCGGACAAUCUCGUGGCCAUCAACCUCAUCGUGCAACAUAUCCAGGACAUCCUCAACGGGGGGCUCUCCAAGCGGCAGACGAACGGCUAUCUCAACGGCUACACCCCUUCCCGCAAGAGGCAGGCGUCAGAGUCCAGCAGCCGGCCACAUUGACCCCCGUGCCCCUGACUCCAAACCCCAGCCCCCAGCUCCAAGACACAGGAGGGGUCGAGAGGCUCUGGUCACCUGUACAUAUGCCUCCUCAGAAAAUUACUGUAUUUAAGAAAACACCACGGAGAUGAAAUGCCUUGAUUUCCCUUUCUGCCUUUUUGUACUUUGGAACAGCAAAUCUUGACGGAACUUGACCCUGAGCUUAAGUGACAAACUGUGCCAACUAGUACUGGUGAUGCCUAAUUAUGAACCCAACGUGUAACCAGUUAUAAAUACACACAUACAUACGUCUAUAUAAAAAGAAAGGAUCUAUUUUUGUGUAACUGUACAGAUACUGUAAAGCUGUUUGCCAUAAGUAUUCUGUAGGAACCUGUUCGUGGGUGUCGGGCCUGGAGCCCCGCCCGGCAGUGUUCUGUGCUCUGGCAACUGGUGAGUCGGGUGGUUGAUCAGUUGAUGUCCCUUGCCCUCAGCAUCCUGGACCUCAGUGGGGAUGGGACUCAACCCCCAGGGGCUCCCUUGCCAGAUGCCACCUCCUGGAAACUGGAGCCGAGGGAGAUACUUCUAUCUUUUUUUUUUUUUUUUUUUUCUUUUCCUUUCCUGUUUUCUGUUUUGUUUUGGAGUUGAAAUUAAGUGUGAUCUCAACUCACCUCAAUCUCAGGGAAGAGGCCCACUGAGGAAGAUCAGUCUGUCUGCGUUCCUUCCUCCCUUGCUCUGGUUGUCUGGGUACCUCCAUGACUCCUUCUUCCUGUGCUGUCUCUAUUUCCCAGGAAGCCAGAGCUGUCUCCGAGAGAAGGGGGUGGGGUGGGAGUCUGUCUCCUGCAGGGUGUAAGGGACUAGCUGGCCAAUUGCCUGACACAUUAUUGGAUAAAAAUACUUAUCUUAAUGAGCUUUGGUUAACGACAUCUGGUAUGGACCACUGACAUUUAUUCGAGGUUGCCCCAGGAGUUCCACCCAUGAAGCUAAUAGUUCUUUUGUCCCGUCUGAGCUGGGGCUGUACCCAGGAGGUGACAGCCGAUGCCUCCCCCCCUUCCCUGCCCCCCGGAGAUUUCUCUUGAGAAGCAGAAGCCUCAGGAUGAUUUCCUGAACCACACCGUCACCCUGUUAAUAAGGUGGCUGCCUAGCAGGAAGGGGCCGGGAGAAGAGAAGUUAUUUCUUAGAAGAUGUUAAAGGAGGGUAGUUAAAUCACGGGUACCCAAACUGGGGUUUUAGAUUGAAGAUGGCCAAGGUAGAGGCCUCAGUCUGUGCUGGCUGCAGAAGAGCCGUGGAUUGUCACGUUGGUGGUCACCAUCCUGCGCUUUGUGGGCCACAUGCUUAGUCCCUAACCCACGGGAGAGCCUCGUGUCUGGGCAGCACUCAGAGCCCACUAAGGCUCUUACUCCAAUACUCCACGAACCACACCGAGGUUCCCUCGAGCCAUCCCAUCUGUCUGAUUCCCCAAUCAGGAUUCAAAUUUGCCUUCAAUUCCGUUUUUUCUAUUUAGGUGUCAUUAACCCAGUCUUCAGCAGAGCUUUUGUCACUUUUCUGAGGCAGUAGGGGGCCGUGGUGCAGGCUCUGUAGCAAGUCCGCAUAAUGGUAGCUGCCUUUGGAGCAGGGAGCUCUCAGCUCGGGGCGCCUGUGGGGAAGAUGCACUCACCAAGGCAGAUCCAUCUAGAGUAUUUGGGGAAGCAGUCUUUAUCACAUCGACUUCUUGAAAUUCUGAGAUUAUAAGCGGUAGGUUAGGACCUGGCCUCAGAUCCCAAGAACAAGGACCUUGGCCUUGUGGGUCGGGGUUGUAUGUCGCAUGUGCUCAUGGGAAACCUGUUCCUGUGUACAGGAGCCUUGGCAGCUCAGUGGAUAGCACGCUCAACUUUACUUGAAGCUUCCAGGUGCCAAACCACUUCGUGCCUUGGCUGUCUAUCCCACUGCCGUGGAAAAUGGAGUCUUCUCAUCUCUGAGCCUUUACUUAGCUGUUCCCUCAUCUACCCAUGGUGUUGGGACCAAGCCUCCAAAACCUCUGAGCAGCCCACUUGUUGUAGCUUGGACACAGCUGUAGGACCACCCUACCCCUAUCUCCUUGGGAAGUUCUGGAUUGGCUAGAAGCAGUAUUUGCUGGGUAUAGGAAAGGGAUGGACGCUGUACUGUUUUCAGGCCGCCCAGCUUUUGGCCAAAUUGUGCAUUUGAACUUUCUACAGGAAACAUUGUGGUCUGAGCCUUGGGGUUUUGGUUUUGCCAUUCCAUUGGAGAAUUGGGAGGUAAAGGGAACUGGAAACCAUGGCAUUUGUCAUCUGGGGACUCCUAGCUGUUACAGAGAGGAAGCCGAGCUGGGCACAACCUUGAACACAGGUGCACAAAUCCUUCCACUUGAGAGCCACUCAAUGGUGCUUGCUUCCUCCACCCGUUCACGUUAUGUCUUUGGCCUGAGUGUUUAGGAAACAAAAAUUUUGAGUCUUGUGUCACAGGAAGGUCCGGCCUUACACCUCAUCAUGUUAAUGCACCCCCCCCCCCCCAACUUCUCUUUGAAUAACCUAAGGCUGGAAAAGAUAGGCAUCUGAUCUGGCCAGGGUGGAAAAUGCCCUGGGGAAGGGAGUGGAGCAGGUUCAAGCCUUGCGGGGAGGGCAGUGGCCAAGUCACCUGUCUCUGAACGACCAUGGGGGAAGUUGGCUCCAUCUUGCUCUCUCCAGGGUGAGUCUCUUGGGAGGCCACUGGGUCAGGAGUGCCCCUGAGUAGCCAAAAGUGGAGACCCGAUCAACCUUGACCUCAAAGCCCCGCCACUGUAGAGGAGGAAUGCAGUCUCUGGCAGGGAAAUGUUUUUCACUGCGCUUGGAACCUGUGUUGUUCAUGUCCAAGAGUCUCUAAAGAAUGGGCUGAUUUUCAGGAGGCUGGGGUCAGCCUCUGGUACACGCAGGCCCAUGCUUUCUGGGAAGGGCCAGCUGGCCAUCUCUGUCUCUUUGCCACUUACACUUUCUUCCGGGCCAUUGCUGUAUGCUUUGCAUCAGGACAAGGAAGAAGGCAGGUUGGAAAGGCACACUUGGAUGGAUGCAUCUAGUAGUGUACACAAGUCCCUUUUAAGUUUCUGGCUCUGGGCCUGCACGGUUCUCACGGUGCCAGGCACAGGUGACGCCAGGCACAGGUGGCGGGUUUCAGGGGCGUCCUGUUUCUCUCGGGCAGUGAGUUCCCACCCAGCCUGGCCUCUGGAGCAAGGUUGGGUGGACUAGAGACUAGGCCCUUCUUUCCCUGGAAGAGGCUGCCUCUUCCCGUCUUUGCUUUUUGCUGCCCUGCCUUUGUUUGUGCUAUGAAAUGACCACACCCUAUGUACUUGGCUGUAAAUAAAGACAAAUAAAAACAAUGAA